Rhinichthys klamathensis goyatoka is the source of this 3961-nucleotide messenger RNA. RefSeq names its product solute carrier family 12 member 2 (gene slc12a2). Gene Ontology annotation, cellular component: membrane. The record is from RefSeq and is a predicted model, not a curated record. Bases 375 to 3797 code for a protein of 1140 amino acids. The transcript has 27 exons. Gene Ontology annotation, molecular function: sodium:potassium:chloride symporter activity; ammonium channel activity. Lineage: Eukaryota; Metazoa; Chordata; Actinopteri; Cypriniformes; Leuciscidae. Gene Ontology annotation, biological process: potassium ion import across plasma membrane; sodium ion homeostasis; chloride transmembrane transport.
AGUGCGCGUAUAAAGCGCAGCGAGCCUCGCGGGCACGAGAGGAGGAGUUGCGGCAAGGUCGCGCAGCAUCACGGCGCACAUUAGCAACGGAAAGCGCGAUUCACGGACAUCUUCUGGGUCUUUAAGGUCCCUGUGAGCGCACACUCGGAGGAUAUUUCACUGAACGCGUUUAACUCGUCAGGAGUUUCUGACUGGAAGUGCUGCUGAUCUCAAUUUGCAUCCGCAUGUGCGCGUCGCGCUGCGGGUUCGGAGGAAAGCGCGGCGCGUUAUUUUAGUCUUCCUGCAGCAUCAGUGUCCGCGUUCAGUCACAUCCAUCGGCUCUUCGGCACUUUUAACGGACAGUAUCAGCUUUUGGAAAGCUUUUCUGACUCGUCAUGUCGGCAUCACCUCCGCCUCUCGCCGGCCCGGGCGACUCUCUCUCCGCGCCCGAGCCUGACGCGCUCCAACCCGCCGGUCCCACACCGAGCCAGAGCCGCUUUCAGGUGGACCUGGUGUCCGAGUCCGCCGGGAACGGGCAUACCCACGCCGCCUCCGACUCAUCCCCGCCCGCGUACGACGCCGAGCCGCCAUCCGACGCGCCUCGGGACUCAGCGGCUGGCGGCGAGGAAGCCAAGGGCCGGUUUCGGGUUGUGAACUUCGCGGCCUCGAGCCCGGACGCCGCGCCGGCAGACAUCGCGCAGAACGGGGACACGGUGAUGAGCGAGGGCAGCCUGCACUCCUCCAGCGGCGGCCAGCACCACCACCACUACGACACACACACCAACACAUACUACCUCCGCACCUUCGGGCACAACACCAUCGACGCCGUGCCCAACAUAGACUUCUACCGGCAGACCGCGGCUCCGCUGGGCGAGAAGCUCAUCAGACCCACCCUCUCCGAGCUGCACGACGAGCUCGACAAGGAGCCGUUUGAGGACGGGUUUGCUAACGGCGAAGAGCUGACCCCUGCCGAGGAGGCCGCCGCUAAAGAGGCGUCCGAGUCCAAAGGGGUGGUGAAGUUCGGCUGGAUCAAAGGAGUGCUGGUGCGCUGCAUGUUAAACAUAUGGGGUGUGAUGCUCUUCAUUCGAAUGACAUGGAUCGUGGGCCAGGCUGGAAUUGCGUACUCCUGCGUCAUUGUUAUAAUGGCGACGGUGGUGACGACCAUCACAGGCUGCUCGACGUCCGCCAUCGCAACCAACGGCUUUGUACGAGGAGGUGGAGCGUAUUACCUGAUCUCUCGAAGCCUGGGCCCAGAGUUCGGCGGCUCCAUCGGCCUGAUCUUCGCCUUCGCCAACGCUGUGGCCGUGGCCAUGUACGUCGUCGGCUUUGCAGAGACUGUUGUUGAGCUGCUCGCCAGUUCUGGUGCGCUCAUGUUCGAUCAGAUCAAUGACGUGAGAAUCAUUGGGACCAUUACGGUGAUCCUGCUUCUGGGCAUCUCAGUGGCCGGCAUGGAGUGGGAGGCCAAGGCUCAGAUAUUCCUCUUGGUCAUUUUGAUCACUGCCAUUUUCAACUACUUUAUUGGGUCGUUCAUCCCUGUCGAGUCCAAGGAGAGAUUUGGCUUCUUCGGCUAUGACACUGGCAUCUUUGCGGAUAACUUUGGCCCAGACUUUCGAGGAGAAACGUUUUUCUCCGUUUUUUCCAUCUUCUUCCCGGCGGCCACGGGCAUUUUGGCUGGUGCCAACAUCUCAGGAGAUCUAGCAGACCCUCAACUGGCCAUCCCGAAAGGAACACUUCUGGCCAUUCUCAUCACGGGCCUCGUGUACAUCGGUGUGGCCAUUUCUGCAGGUGCUUGCAUCGUGAGGGAUGCCACAGGCAUUGAGAGUAACGUCACUCUCACUGGUAUUGUAAACUGCACUGAUGCGGCCUGUAAGUUCGGCUAUGACUUCAAUUCCUGCAGACAAAUGGGUGAGGGAGGGAAGUCUGCCUGCAAGUUUGGCCUUCACCAUGACUUUCAGGUCAUGAGUGUGGUGUCGGGCUUCAGUCCGCUCAUCACAGCGGGGAUCUUCUCUGCGACCCUCUCCUCCGCCCUGGCGUCUCUCGUCAGCGCCCCGAAAGUCUUCCAGGCUUUAUGCAAAGACAAUAUCUAUCCUGGAAUCGGUGUUUUUGGGAAGGGCUACGGCAAGAACAAUGAGCCCUUGCGAGGAUAUUUACUCACCUUUGGCAUUGCCUUGGCCUUCAUUCUCAUUGCGGAGUUGAACGUCAUCGCCCCAAUCAUUUCCAACUUCUUCCUGGCAUCAUACGCCCUCAUCAACUUCUCUGUGUUUCACGCGUCACUGGCCAAUUCCCCCGGAUGGAGGCCGAGCUUCAAGUACUACAACAUGUGGGCGUCUCUCGCUGGGGCAAUCCUAUGUUGUGUCGUCAUGUUUAUCAUCAACUGGUGGGCGGCCCUCUUGACCAACGUCAUUGUCUUAUCUCUCUACAUCUACGUCAGCUACAAGAAACCAGAUGUGAACUGGGGCUCGUCCACUCAAGCUCUGACCUAUCAUCAGGCCCUGACACACAGUUUACAGCUGUGCGGAGUAGCGGACCACAUCAAGACCUACAGGCCUCAGUGUCUGGUGAUGACUGGAGCGCCAAACUCACGACCAGCCAUUCUUCAUCUGGUCCACGCCUUCACCAAGAACGUGGGUCUGAUGGUGUGCGGUCAUGUGCGCAUCAGUUCUCGGCGGCCCAACUUUAAAGAGAUGAGCAGUGAUAUGGUGCGCUACCAGCGGUGGCUCCUCAACAACAACUCCAAGGCCUUCUACACACCCGUGGUGGCUGAAGACCUCCGGCAAGGCACACAGUACCUGUUGCAGGCUGCUGGACUGGGUAGAUUGAGGCCCAACACUCUGGUGCUUGGUUUCAAAAACGACUGGCGUAUUGGAGAUAUAAAGGAUGUUGAGACCUACAUCAACCUAAUACACGAUGCGUUUGAUUUUCAGUACGGUGUCGUCAUUCUCAGACUGCGAGAGGGACUCGAUAUUUCUCACAUUCAAGGCCAAGAUGAUUCUUCAGGUCUGAAGGAUGUGGUGGUUUCGGUUGACAUGAGUAAAGACUCGGAUGGAGACUCGUCCAAACCCUCCUCCAAGGCCACCAGUGUCCAGAACAGCCCCGCCGUGCAGAAAGAUGAGGAUGAUGAUGGCAAAGCUCACACUCGGCCGCUGUUGAAGAAAGAUAAACGGAGCCCGACGCUUCCUCUGAACGUGGCGGACCAGCGGCUGUUGGACGCCAGUCAGCAGUUCCAGCAGAAGCAGGGCAAGGGCACGGUCGACGUGUGGUGGCUCUUUGAUGAUGGGGGUCUGACUCUGCUGAUCCCCUAUCUCAUCGCCAACAAGAAGAAGUGGAAGGACUGUAAGAUCCGCGUGUUCAUCGGAGGAAAGAUCAACCGGAUCGACCACGACCGCAGAGCCAUGGCCACAUUGCUCAGCAAGUUCAGGAUCGAUUUCUCUGACAUCACUGUCCUGGGCGACGUCAACACAAAGCCCAAGUCGGAGGGUCUGACAGAGUUUGCUGAGAUGAUCGAGCCGUAUAAACUGAGAGAAGACGACAUGGAGCAGGACGCGGCUGAGAAGAUGAAGAGCGAAGAACCCUGGAGAAUCACAGACAACGAGCUGGAGCUCUAUAAAGCCAAGAGUAACCGUCAGAUCCGGCUGAACGAGCUGUUGAAGGAGCACUCCAGCACAGCCAACCUCAUAGUCAUGAGCAUGCCGCUGGCCAGGAAAGGAGCCGUGUCCAGCGCUCUGUAUAUGGCCUGGCUGGACACACUCUCUAAAGACCUGCCGCCCAUCCUGUUAGUGCGUGGGAACCACCAGAGCGUCCUCACCUUCUACUCGUAGAGCGCUCACACACACACACACACACACACACACUAGUACAGAACAUCUGAUGAUGAUGACGACAGACGCUCCUCACCGAAGCGGACACCAGGACUGCUCUCUCCUCUACGCCCACAGGAGAGCUCUCACACACACACACACACACACACACACACACACACACA